Molecule: messenger RNA, 1779 nt
Organism: Rhizophagus irregularis DAOM 181602=DAOM 197198
Lineage: Eukaryota; Fungi; Glomeromycota; Glomeromycetes; Glomerales; Glomeraceae
Product: Alpha subunit of the F1 sector of mitochondrial F1F0 ATP synthase
Biological process (GO): proton transmembrane transport; proton motive force-driven ATP synthesis
Molecular function (GO): ATP binding; ADP binding; proton-transporting ATP synthase activity, rotational mechanism
Source: RefSeq, a predicted model, not a curated record
UUUUUUUUUUUUUUUGCUCAGUAAUAUAUUGUUCUUUAUUGAGAAGAACGAACGUUAACGAUGUUUAGAUAUGUUGCGCGCGUUGCUACGCCCCUGGCGACAACACUAGUCCGCCGGACUGUUCCUGUUACUGUUCGCGCUGCAAACAAAGGCGCAUUCAGUAUUCCAGCUUGUAAUUUUGCAACAGCAGCUAAACCUAGCACUUCCGAAGUUUCCUCUGUUUUGGAAUCACGCAUCCUUGGUGUAUCUUCCAGUGCAGAAAUUCAAGAAACUGGUCGUGUAUUAUCAAUCGGUGAUGGUAUUGCUCGUGUAUACGGACUUAGAAACGUCCAAGCGGAAGAAAUGGUGGAAUUCUCUAGCGGUCUUAAGGGUAUGGCUCUCAAUCUGGAAGCGGAUAACGUUGGUAUUGUCGUAUUUGGUAACGACAGAUUGAUUAAGGAAGGCGAUACUGUAAAGCGUACUCGUCAAAUUGUGGAUGUACCGGUUGGCCCGGAAUUGUUAGGUCGUGUAGUUGAUGCUUUGGGUAAUCCAAUCGACGGUAAAGGCCCUAUAGCAGCAAAAUUACGAAGUCGUGUCCAAGUUAAAGCUCCUGGUAUUCUUCCUCGUCGUUCCGUACAUGAGCCUAUGCAGACUGGUAUAAAAUCAGUUGAUGCUAUGGUACCAAUUGGACGUGGACAACGUGAAUUGAUUAUCGGAGAUCGUCAAACUGGAAAAACUGCUGUUGCUCUUGAUACAAUUCUUAAUCAAAAAAAAUGGAACGAUGGCAAUGAUGAGAGCAAAAAAUUAUAUUGCGUUUAUGUUGCUGUAGGUCAAAAACGUUCGACUGUUGCCCAAUUGGUACAAACCUUAGAAGAAAAUGAUGCCUUGAAAUAUUCAAUUAUUGUAGCAGCUACGGCUUCCGAAGCUGCACCACUUCAAUAUUUAGCACCAUUCUCUGGGUGUGCUAUGGGUGAAUGGUUCCGUGAUAAUGGAAAACAUAGUUUAAUUAUUUAUGAUGAUUUGUCAAAACAAGCUGUUGCAUACCGACAAUUGUCAUUGUUGCUACGUCGUCCACCAGGUCGUGAAGCUUAUCCUGGUGAUGUGUUUUACCUUCACUCUAGACUAUUAGAACGUGCCGCCAAAAUGAAUGAACAAAAUGGUGCUGGUUCUUUAACUGCAUUACCAAUUAUUGAAACUCAAGGUGGUGACGUGUCAGCUUAUAUUCCCACCAAUGUAAUUUCUAUAACUGACGGUCAAAUUUUCUUGGAAGCUGAACUUUUCUUUAAAGGUAUACGUCCGGCCAUUAACGUCGGUAUAUCCGUAAGCAGAGUAGGUAGUUCUGCCCAAACCAAAGCUAUGAAACAAGUCGCCGGAUCCCUUAAACUUUACUUAGCACAAUAUCGUGAAGUCGCUGCUUUUGCACAAUUCGGUUCAGAUUUGGAUGCUUCAACGCGUUUCUUGUUGAAUCGUGGAGAACGAUUGGUUGAACUUUUAAAGCAACCUCAAUAUAGACCAAUGUCAACCGAACAUCAAGUUCCUCUUAUCUUUGCAGGUGUUCACGGAUUUUUGGAUAAAAUAGAUAGUAAACGUGUAACUGAAUUUGAAUCUUCACUCAUUCCACAUUUGACGUCUAAUCACUCUGAUGUAUUGGAGACAAUUAAAAAAGAUGGUGUAAUCUCUGAUGCAACUGAUAAGAAACUGCGGGAAAUUUUAACAGAGUUCUUAAAAUCUUUUUAAUCAUCAUUAAAUGAAAAAAAUCAAGGGGAAAAAAUUUCAGAAAAAUUAUAAUAAAAAAAAAAA